CUACAUUUAAAGAGUUUCAAGUCUAAUUUACCAUGGCCGAGAAUCACGACACAGAUCAGCAGCAGGCUGUUGCUCGUCGAGAUGCUGCGAAUCGCGUACAACAAGACAUCCGGCUGAGCCUCGGGCAGACUCAAAGCCUUCCCGAGAUGCUCAUGUCCGCUCCGUUGGCUAUCAAUCUUCUGGGUCAGAUCAAACUGCUCGCUUUUUCGGAUCACGCAUUACGUAUUCAGCGUUUGCAGCCACCCAGGAGCGGAUUCAAAUAUCUUGAGUACGACAGCCUGUCAAGUGCGAUGAUACAGAUCGUCGAUCAAUCCUCGGAUGCGUUCAGUUGCGCCAGUAAGAAUAUGCGUGCUAUCAGGCUGCAAUCUGGUGUCAUGUUUGGAAGAAACAGCCAUGUACAAGAUAUUCUCAAAUGCCUGCAAGACCCACGUGUCGCCCAACUUCGUCUGAAAGACUCAAUGGAUAAAUUCCGAAAUGAGAUGAAGAAGUGUGCUAUUUGGGCACAAGAAAUCGAAGUCGAGUUUGAGAACCUCAUCGGCUGCGCGAAAGAAACAAAUACAGCUAUGGCGCAUGAAAUGAAACUCACGCAAGAGGAGGAGGAACAGACUCAGAGAGACGCUUGGAAGAUAGAAGUACAAGAGAAAACACAACAACUUGCACUAGACUUUGCCAGAAGCCAGCUUGGGGAUGCGAAGGAAGAGUUUGAGAAGAGCAGGACCGCAUACCAAAAGCAAGCUGACAAAGGAGAUUGGUCUGCUUUGGGCCUCGGUAUUGUUUCAGAUGUUACAAGUGGCGCGACAGGCCUGGUUCAUGCUGUCGUUGGAGUUGUAAGGGAUGCACCAAAGGUUGCCAUCGAAACUGUGCGGGCAGUCAGCGGACGUGCAAAGGGAAAAGAACAAAAUGAACCCCAGGAACAACAACCAGCUCCGCUCGGCAUCGACCCUGCCUUGCUCGCAUCGGAGCAGAUUGAGAACAGGCUCAAUCAGUUCCGAGAUAUGUUAAACGAAGAUCAGGCUAUUUUCCUCCGGAAUGGUGCUUCAGAUAUUCUCGACUUAUCCCACCGGCUGCAAAGUAUGAAGAAUGGUCUCGGGGGUUUCUCAAGCAAGUAUACUGUGGACGCUAGGAGUAUUUUGGAAGACGCCAUUUCCGUUGCUCAAUCAAUAUCGAAAGCCGCAGAAACAACACAGUCGGCAGGUGGAUCAAACCUUUCCUCCGAAGAAGUAUCCCGUUGGCAACAGACUCUAGAUAAUUGCAUUGGUAUCGCUGCUCGAAUCAGAGCUUUUGCAUCAUCUAGGCCAGGCCAUGGCUUUGGUAGUACACUGGACUCAGGUCUUGCAUCUAUCAAACCGCACGACUCAGGGUAUAUCAAGGUUCUCAAAGCUCGGCAAGAGAAACUCUUCAUCCAGCGAGCGAACGUGAACGACGCUCGGGAGCACCUGCGAAGGACAAACGAGAAGCAACUUGCUGCUCAAGCAAAAAUCAUUGCACUUGCUAAAUCCAUGAAAGACCUGCAGCACAAGCAAACAACUCUCGAAGAGACUAAAGCUAUUCUACGCAAGUCUAUUGACGCCAUGUGCGCCAUGCAAGAGCAGGUCCGCAAUCUCGCCGGGUUCUUCAACGCUUUGGCCGAGAUCAUCACCAUUGUCGGAAUGGGCCACGCCGAACGAUACCUGAACACCAUCGAAGACGGUGUUGCGGAGGGCUCCAACAGCUUUGCUCUCAUGUACAACGAGUGGCAAGUGAAAGAGAUUCGUGAGACCAUGAUCACACUGCGAGGACAUUUUGCAUUUGUUGUCAAGUCCGCAGAUCUGUACCAGGAGGUUGCAGCAGCGCACAUAAAUCCAUGCUUGCGCAUGGCAGCCAAUUUGAGAAUCAGUGCGACAGAAGCAGAACAGAAUGUGGCGAAAGAGAAGCUGGAAAGGGCAGCUAUUGAGAGCUCUGAGAUGAUUCAAAGCAUUGCCGAGGAGCAAAUGGAGGUAUAUCGCAAAGAACUUUCUCAACGUGUCGAGGAGAUCGAGCAUGAAUUGAACGAGCUGGAUCUACCGCCACUUAACGACCAGGCUGAGUUUGUUGCAAGAAUCGAGGAGGGAGUCCAAGAAGCCAGCGACGAGACUGCCCGAGAGAUUGCUCAUCGAGGCGAGCUUUAUGAUGAGAUUACAGACGAGAUCUAGAAAUUUACCUCUUUCUGUUGAGCGAAAAUUUAUUGGAGGUGCUCGAAACUAAUGGGUUUAC
Molecule: messenger RNA, 2232 nt
Organism: Cadophora gregata
Lineage: Eukaryota; Fungi; Ascomycota; Leotiomycetes; Helotiales; Ploettnerulaceae
Exons: 5
Coding region: 33-2171 (712 amino acids)
Source: RefSeq, a predicted model, not a curated record